AUAAGACUCCGGAUUUCUAUUGGCGAAUCCACCCACGCCCAUUUUACGCUCCCCAAAUCCGAGUUGAAGGUGAAAGUCUUCCUUCCUUCAUCCCGUCAGAACCGCCGCUCCGCUCGCACAGCUUGCCUCUCCAGCCGGUGAAACAAAGUACAGCCAUGUCAGUGUUUGGUGAGGUCCCCCAGGCGGCCCCUGUGGCCGUCUUCAAGCUGUCGCAGGACUUCAACAACGACCAGUUCCCCAAUAAGGUGAACCUCGGAGUGGGAGCCUACAGGACGGACGAAGGCAAGCCCUGGGUUUUGCCCGUGGUGAAAAAGGUGGAGAAGGUGAUUGUGCACGAUGACCAGCUAAACCACGAGUACCUGCCCAUCCUGGGUCUACCUGAGUUCAGAUCCUUGGCCUCCAAGAUCGCACUGGGAGAAGACAGUCCUGCCAUCCGGGAGAACAGGGUGGGGGCUGUCCAGUGUCUGGGUGGGACAGGUGCUUUGAAGAUGGGUGCGGAGUUUCUUAGGCGAUUCCACAACGGAAACAACAACACUAAAACGCCCAUCUACGUGUCUGCACCUACCUGGGAAAAUCACAACGCUGUAUUCAGCAACGCCGGCUUUGAGGACGUCCGUCCAUACAAGUACUGGGACGCAGAGAAGAGGGGCCUCGAUCUGGCCGGUUUCCUUGGGGACUUAGAAAGUUGUCCAGAGCACUCAGUCUUUGUCCUGCAUGCCUGCGCCCAUAAUCCAACGGGCACGGACCCAACACAGGAGCAAUGGAAGCAAAUCGCGAACGUUAUGAAGAGGAGGAACCUGUUCGUGUUCUUUGACUCAGCCUAUCAAGGAUUCGCCUCGGGCAACCUGGAGAAGGAUGCCUGGGCGGUGCGCUACUUUGUCUCCAUGGGCUUUGAAAUGUUCUGUGCUCAGUCGUUCUCCAAGAACUUCGGCCUUUAUAAUGAACGCGUGGGAAACCUGACAGUCGUGGCUCGUGACGCAGACAACCUGAAGAGAGUUCUGUCUCAGAUGGAGAAGAUUGUCAGGACAACCUGGUCCAACCCGCCGUCUCAGGGAGCCCGCAUCGUUGCGGUCACUCUUAACUCACCCGAGCUCUUCGCUGAAUGGAAGGACAACGUGAAGACCAUGGCUGACAGGGUCUUGCUGAUGCGGGCUCAGCUGAAAGCUAAGCUCCAAGCUCUGGGGACACCGGGGACCUGGGACCACAUCACAGACCAGAUCGGCAUGUUCAGCUUCACGGGCCUCAACCCCAAACAAGUGGAGUAUUUAGUGAAGGAGAAACACAUCUACUUGAUGGCCAGCGGCCGCAUCAACAUGUGUGGUUUGACCACCAAGAACAUCGACUACGUGGCCGAGUCCAUCCAUGAGGCCGUCACCAAGGUCCAGUAGAGGACUGAACUACACCCCGCCGUGCUGCCCGGCUCUGAGCCGCCCUCGUCCCAGGGACAGCGAUGGUGUUCAUCAGGUUUUCUCGAGCAAAUUUGCACAAAUGCACAGACAGCUCGCCGGCCGUCUCUUCUUCAUUUCAGUGUUUGUGCUAAGCUAGGCUAAACGCAUCGUGGUCCUGUUUCUCUAGAAUGCACAAAGGUGCAAUAGGUACACAUCAUCUCAUCCGAGGUGCAGCAUUUACCGGAAUAGGUUAGUUAUGUGAUUAUGUUCAUAAUUCGUCAUCUCGUUUUCACUGUGUUGGUCACCUACUUAUAGCACGUAGUUCGUAUUUUUUUUUUUUUUGGCGUGUGGUGUAUUAUAAGUUUAUGUGUCAUUACCAGGACAUUUGGAAGGGUUACUAAGUCUGUGACUGUGUUCCAGUUACCUCAGCAGUGCUGCCGUCUAAAAAUGUUCAACUGUAGUGAUUCAUCCAUUCCGAGAGUUAAUAUAAUGUUUCCAUUUUAAAAGCAGCAUUUGCUGUUAAACUCCAUCGUCUUCCCGAAAAGAUUAUACUAAUUACCUCACUUUUAAUCUGCGUCUCUGGAGUAUCUUUAUGGAUUUUUUUUUUUUUAUUAUUAUUUCUUUAUGGAUUCACAAAGCACAAAUGACACUGAGCGCCGAUAACAGGUGUCAUGACUCUAGAGUAACCUCGGCGUCCGCUGCUGCGAGCUGAACGUUUCUGGUUCUGACAGGAAACGGCCAGUGAAUAUUGACUGUUCAUAACAGUAAAGCACUGUUAUGCAAGACUCUCAUUGCACAAACACACUAAUGAUCAACCGGUUUGCUCUCCUAUCACUGUGCACAGUACACUAAUAGAACGGUAGCGACUUAACUGAAGCUGAAAAUGUCCUCGGACAGGCUGAUAGAGAAAUGAUCUACACCAAUAAAGCUCUAUAAAUACUCUG
This is a messenger RNA of Mugil cephalus (flathead mullet), 2332 nucleotides long. RefSeq names its product glutamic-oxaloacetic transaminase 1, soluble (gene got1). Gene Ontology annotation, biological process: L-aspartate biosynthetic process. The record is from RefSeq and is a predicted model, not a curated record. Bases 156 to 1388 code for a protein of 410 amino acids. Gene Ontology annotation, cellular component: cytosol. Lineage: Eukaryota; Metazoa; Chordata; Actinopteri; Mugiliformes; Mugilidae. Gene Ontology annotation, molecular function: L-aspartate:2-oxoglutarate transaminase activity; pyridoxal phosphate binding. The transcript is spliced from 9 exons.